This is a messenger RNA of Oryzias latipes (Japanese medaka), 1905 nucleotides long. RefSeq names its product cholinergic receptor, nicotinic, alpha 9a (gene chrna9a). The record is from RefSeq and is a predicted model, not a curated record. NCBI's taxonomy places the organism in Eukaryota, Metazoa, Chordata, Actinopteri, Beloniformes, Adrianichthyidae. Gene Ontology annotation, molecular function: acetylcholine-gated monoatomic cation-selective channel activity; transmembrane signaling receptor activity. Gene Ontology annotation, cellular component: postsynaptic membrane. Gene Ontology annotation, biological process: monoatomic ion transmembrane transport.
ACAGGAUGUUAGACUUGGAGAAUGUUCUGUGGUCUGGGCUGGCUCAGCCUAUGCAGAGCAAAAAAGAAGAUCAGAAUCAAAUGAUGCCCCAAAUGUGGACUCGGGCUUUUUCAGACUCUGCCUGGCUGAAUAAUUGAUCCCACGGCUGGUGACUUACAAAAAAAUGAAGAGGGCAGCACUGAUGGUUUGGAUCAGCCUUUUAGUGCAAGUGUCCCACUGUGCUCAGGGUCACUAUGCCCGCAAACUUCUGAAAGACUUGAUGGAGGACUAUUCCAGCGACCUGAGACCUGUGGAGGACACGGACGAAGCUCUCAAUGUCUCCCUGCAGAUCACACUGUCACAGAUCAAAGAUAUGGAUGAGAGGAACCAGGUCUUGACCACCUACCUGUGGAUCAGACAGGUCUGGCAUGACGCAUACCUGAAGUGGGACAAGGAAGACUACGACGACUUAGAGAUGAUAAACAUCCCCAGUGACCGGGUGUGGAAGCCAGACAUUGUCCUUUACAACAAAGCAGAUGAGGAGUCCUCAGGCCCGUCUACCACUAACGUGAAGCUGCGGUAUAAUGGGGAGAUCGUCUGGGACUCUCCAGCCAUCACUAAGAGCUCAUGUGUGGUGGACGUGUCCUACUUUCCCUUUGACUGGCAAUCGUGCAAUCUCACCUUUGGAUCCUGGACCUACAAUGGAAAUCAGGUGGACAUCAGUUUGGGCAUGGACAGUGGUGACCUGUCUGACUUUGUGGAGAAUGUGGAGUGGGAGUGUCACGGCAUGCCAGCAGUUAGAAAUGUCAUGAUGUACGGCUGCUGCUCGGAUCCUUACACAGAAAUCACCUACACGCUGCUGCUGAAGCGCAGAUCCUCUUUCUACAUCUUCAACCUCCUCCUGCCCUGCUUCCUCAUCUCCUUCCUCGCUCCGUUGGGCUUCUACCUGCCGGCCGAUUCUGGAGAGAAGGUGUCCUUGGGGGUGACGGUGCUGCUGGCGCUCACCGUCUUCCAGCUGUUGGUGGCUGAGAGCAUGCCUCCUGCAGAAAGCAUGCCUUACAUAGGGAAGUACUACAUCGCCACCAUGACUAUGAUCACAGCAUCCACAUCCCUUACCAUCUUCAUCAUGAACAUUCAUUUCUGUGGAGCCGAGGCCAAACCAGUCCCUCACUGGGCAAAGGUUCUGAUAAUCGACUACAUGUCAAAGAUUUUCUUUGUUUACGAAGUGGGGGAGAACUGCACCACACCGGAGAGUAAGAGGACCCCCUUGUACCCAGAAGAACCCAUGGGUGUUGAGAGUGUCUACUAUGAUGACUGUUGCCAUGACAGCUUCCUCCAUCACGACAGCAAUCCUCACAAGUACAGCCUGCAGCAUCACCAACAUCACAAAGGGCAGGCAAACGGCAGCAUUAAUGGCUGCCAUCACCAUCGCAGCAACCAGAACAAGAACACAGCCAGGCUGGGGAGAGGCGAGAGCAAUCAAGACUGCACGCAGCACUACCACCGCAUCCCAAGAGGAGAGAUGGACUACCAGGCCUCUCCAAAGCCCAGAAACCACCUGAAUGGGGGGAUUAAAGAGCGGAUUCUGUACCCCCCAGAGAAGCACCAUGAUCAGUCCUGCCCCUGCUGCUGCCCCUGCCUUCAGUACAAACAGCUGGUGAAGAACAUCCAGUACAUUGCCAACUGCUUCCGGGAGCAGAGAGCGACAUGUAUCAAGGUAGCAGAAUGGAAGAAGGUUGCCAAGGUGAUGGACAGGUUCUUCAUGUGGAUAUUUUUCUUCAUGGUCUUCCUCAUGAGCAUCCUCAUCAUCGCCAAGGCAUCCUGACAACUCUGUCAUCUUUACGCUGACACCAGUCUCACAGCUUCCCCUGACCUUCACUUUUACAACAUCAAGUUUGGUCUGCAAUUAAACUGUUUUCAGAUCUG